UAACAGAGGGGGCUUCCCAAUUCUGCUUUAGGACUGGACACACCGCACCUUACAAGAAACUAAAGUUUUAUUUCACAAGGAAAGGGGUCUUUGUGAUUCAUCCCGCACAACAUGUUUUCAGUUUGUUGGAGGUCUGGAUACACUCGAAUCAGGGGCUCCUACACAUCCACCCAUAGAAAGCAGAAUGAAAAAUCUGAAGAUGUGGAAGAUGGAACCAAUCACAGAGUACCCAGCAAGGUGAAGAGGGUCCCCUCAGGAACUCAUGAAAGUCUGGACUACUUACCUUCUCACAGUGAAGUCUACAAAACUUGGCUAAAAUUGAAGCCCCACAGGUCUGACUGGGAUCGCUGGCUGAUGAUGGGAUUCAUUGGAAUUGUGGUGGGCACAGCAGGAUUCUUUAUGCACCAAAUAUUAGACACCUGUUUUGAAAAGAAGUGGGAACUUGUUGAAAGCUAUAUCAGGCAUGGUGAUUUCUGUACAACAUGGCUUUUUGUACUUGGCAUUGGAUUUGCAAUGGUUAUUGGUGCAUCUGGUCUAGUUGUGUUUUUAUGUCCAGCCUCAUCCCCAAGUGGCCUCCCGGAAGUCAUUGGCUAUUUAAAUGGCGCAGCAAUGAGACUCAUCUUUAACUUAAGAACUUUUAUUGGGAUUUUUUUCUCAUGUGCCUUAUCGGUGUCAGCAGGACUUUUUUGUGGACCAGAAGCACCAAUGAUCUAUAUAGGAGCGGUGGUUGGAUAUGGUUUAAGCCAGUUUAAGUCUGACACAUUGCGGAUAAAUCUCCCAUUUUUUACAAGGUUUCGAAAUUCAGCAGAUAGGCGGCAAUUUACUACAGCUGGUGCAGCAGCUGGCAUCGCUUCUGUAUUUCGUGCUCCCGUUGGUGGGCUUCUCUUUGCUCUAGAGGAGGUGGCAUCUUUCUGGGACAUUAAGCUGGCCUGGCAAACAUUCUUUUGCUGUCUAAUAGCAACAUUUACUACUGAGGUUCUCUCUUCUUCAUUUGGGGGAUUUGAAUAUCAAGGCUAUUUUGGUUUUUUCAAAGCAGAGCAAAGGAUCCUAUUCUGGGUGAAAAACCUACUGGAUAUGAGUGUUUUGGCCUUUAUCCCCAGUAUUAUCCUUGGCAUUAUUGGUGGCUUACUGGGUGCUCUGUUUGUGUUUCUGAAUGUGAAGAUCAAUAAAUUACGUAUGAAGAUAUUUAAUUCAAUUUCUAUCAAACUUUUAAGACAGCUAAGCAAGAUCCUUGACACUUGCUUAAUAUUGGUAGUAACUAUUACUAUUACAGUCUAUCUGCCAUAUCUCUUCUCAUGUACUCCAGAUCCAACCUCGUUCCAUAUUACAAACUCAUCUCAUGACACACAUGAAUUGUGGGAUGUCUCUGAAUACAACUGCCCAGCUGGGUCCACGGUUCUGACAUCAGAUGGAUUUCUAAACCCAAAUCGUACUAUAAAUCAAGCUGCUGCUCUUCUAGUUAAAAAUGGGAAACAAGGGAUUAUGCUUUUGUAUCAACGUGGAACUCAUGAAAAAUUUGGAUUUCCUGCACUGUUUAUCACUCUUGUAUUCUACUUUAUUAUUUCCUGCUGGACCGCUGGAACUGCGGCUGCAACUGGGCUUGUUGUACCCAUGCUGUACACAGGUGCCUUGUUUGGCAGGAUUGUUGGGUUAAUCAUGGUGUACUUGUUUGGAGUCCAAACUGAUGAGUAUGGUGCAUGGAUUGACCCUGGGCUGUUUGCAGCAAUUGGUUCAGCUGCUUAUUUUAGUGGUGUUUCCAGACUGACCAUAUCACUCACUGUUAUCAUGGUGGAAAUAACAAAUGAUGUACAGUCGAUCCUGCUGAUAAUGGUGGCUGUGCUGGUUGGAAAAACAGUCGGAGACUUCUUCAACCAUUCUCUCUUCAGCUCUUUAUUGCAUCUUAAGUGUAUCCCACAUUUGGUGGCUGAACCCUGUGUUGUCCAUGGUAAAAAAAAAGUAAACCUGGAACUCUUUACUGCUAGAGAUGUCAUGCAACCUUGUACAGUUAUUCACUUACGGGAAAGUGUCUCUGUGUUGGCGGAGCUGCUUACUACCAACAGUCACAAUGGCUUCCCAGUUGUCCAUAGCCCCGCACCAGGCCAGGAUGAGGUAUUUUUAGGAACGAUUACAAGGUUGGAGCUGUACAUGCUUCUUUCCAACAGUCAUAUAUUUCAAACAGAGGAGGAUAGUAAUACAUGCAAAGCUGUACUUAAUUACCAAGAGGUAACGGUGGAAAAGCUGCCUGAUGAGGCUCGAAUGAACACAUUGCUUCACAAAUACUCUACAGACCCUCAGUAUCAGCAACUCUUCAUCAAUCUGGAGCCAUAUAUUAAUAAAUCUGCUGUCUCUGUACAAGCUCAUUUCUCACUUCAGCGGGCUUACAUUGUGUUUCGAACAUUGGGACUUCGCCAUCUCAUAGUUGUAGAUCUUCAGAACAAGGCACUUGGAAUGAUCACCAGGAAAGAUCUCAUAUCUCUGCGGCUGGAGAAGAAGUUGAUUAAAUUGGACUCUGGAAAACUGGAUUCAGAUGAAGAGCUGUUACAAUAAAAUAAGGAAGAGGUAUUCUGAGGCCACAGUGAAUGAAGUGGAAAGUAUAGGGAUAUUCAUCCUUACAGUAGUUGAGAUUACUGGUGAAUGAUGAUAAUAAGUAUGACACAACUUUUUGUUACAAAAGCUAGAACAUAUUUUAUGACUUUUUUUAAAAUCUGAUUUGGAUCGAAAGUGAAAAAAAUACUGUAUAUCAAAAACGACUGUAUCAAAACAGAGCAUAAAUAAUUCCUUAUUGUUUUCACAUAUUUCAUAAGGAGUAUCUCAGGCUUUAAAACAAUUAACUUUCAGCUGCAGGUAACGUAACUUAAAGGGGUAUUCCAUGGGAAAAAAAACAUUCUUUUUUUUCAUAUCA
Messenger RNA from Hyla sarda, 2902 nucleotides. RefSeq names its product chloride channel protein C-like. The record is from RefSeq and is a predicted model, not a curated record. Gene Ontology annotation, biological process: chloride transport; transmembrane transport. NCBI's taxonomy places the organism in Eukaryota, Metazoa, Chordata, Amphibia, Anura, Hylidae. Gene Ontology annotation, molecular function: voltage-gated chloride channel activity. The transcript is spliced from 18 exons. The coding region runs from base 112 to 2547 and encodes 811 amino acids. Gene Ontology annotation, cellular component: membrane; intracellular membrane-bounded organelle.